This is a messenger RNA of Conger conger (European conger), 3095 nucleotides long. RefSeq names its product synaptotagmin-like 4 (gene sytl4). The record is from RefSeq and is a predicted model, not a curated record. Gene Ontology annotation, cellular component: plasma membrane; exocytic vesicle. Lineage: Eukaryota; Metazoa; Chordata; Actinopteri; Anguilliformes; Congridae. Gene Ontology annotation, biological process: exocytosis; intracellular protein transport. The transcript is spliced from 17 exons. Gene Ontology annotation, molecular function: small GTPase binding; neurexin family protein binding. Bases 192 to 2312 code for a protein of 706 amino acids.
GGAAGCGCUGCUGGUUCUAUGACUUCGUCCUGCAGUCUCACAAAAGUUCCCAUAUCUUCCGGGAUAAGGGGGUUUCUUGGCAUAGCUAAAAGUCAACCGACUCAUUCGGCAGGAAGCGCAGAAGGAGAGAAAGACCUUUGGACUACGGACAACUGGUGCAUUUUACGGGAGGGCCGGUGAAGAAGGCGAGGAUGCUGCAGACGGUGGAGGUGAUCACCCUGUCCUUCCUGACGGACUCGGAGCGGGAGCUGAUCAUGGAGGUGCUGCGGAGGGACGAGGAGGUCCGGCGGUGCGAGGAGCAGCGCGUUCGGAGGCUGAAGACGGAGCUCCUGGAGAUCAGACGGAAGGGCGUCAAGCGCGUGAGCGGCAACUACGCCAGGCAGGGCUGCGGCCGCUGCCAGGAGCCGCUGGGUCGCCUGGCAACCGGCACCGGCCAGUGCCACGCCUGCAACCACCGCGUGUGCCGGAACUGCCGCGGUGUCCGCCCCAACGGCGCCUGGGUGUGCAGCGUGUGCGCCAAAGAGGCGGAUCUGAAGAAGAGCACUGGAGACUGGUUCUAUGACCAGAGGGUUAACCGUUUCUCCGAUUCCCCGGGGCACGAUAUCGUGAGGUCCUCCUUGAGGAAGAGGCCAGAGUUGAGGAAGAGGGAGACUGUUGGGGAGAGGCUCCUGCAGACCAGGGCGAUACAGCCGCCCCCCGCGCCCCGCCUCACCCUGAAGGAACUGGCCAAUGAGAAGCCCCCCCCCGCUGAGGUGUCCAAACCCCCACAGCCGCAGCAGGAGCAGCAGCAGCGCAGUGACACAGAGUCGGUGGAGAAGACCAGCCUGAACAGCGCCAGGACCGAGACAGAAUCCUCCCGCGGGACUCCUGUCCUGCCACGGAGGGAGGGGGUGGUGGAGGGCCGGUCAACGGCCAGGUCCAGUCCUGUGGGCUCCUGCGCGUCCACCCUGCCCGUCCCCGUCAAAGCAGGCACCCAGAGCAGCUCUGCAGACGCCCCCGCAACUACGAUGCAGCCGGGAGUGUCCUUUUCUGGGGUCACUGAGGACGAGGCGCUGUUUAAGAGGAACCCCCGGAGGUCACUGAAAACCUCAGAGUACAGUCGACCCACCUCCUCAGUGCUGGACCUACGUGUUGCCGGUGGUGACGUCACAGCGACCAGCAUGGGGGACCGGAGCAAAUCAGUGCCAGGACUCAAUUUGGAGGAGGAAGAGGAAGAGGAGGAUAUAGACAGCCUGGUGGAGACCCACAGAAGGACUACAGGCGGCAGCAACUUAAACCUUCGCACUUCUAAGAGAACGCUGGGCAGCCUGCUGAGUGUGUACAGUGAGGCGGGGGACUACGUCAGCGUGGAGGUCACCGGGGACAUCGUGUUCUGCCUGAGCUACGACGAGCGCGCCCAGACCUUCUGCGUCCUGGUCAAAGAGUGCCACGGCCUGGCCUGCGGGGACGCCGUCCGACAGCGCUCGAACCCAUAUGUCAAGUGCUAUUUGCUGCCAGACAAGUCUCGCCAGAGCAAGAGGAAGACCACCACCAAACGCAACACGGUGAACCCCACCUACAACGAGACUCUGAAGUACUCCAUCACGCAAUCCCAGCUGCUGACGCGGUCGCUGCAGCUCUCCAUCUGGCACCACGACCGCCUCGGCCGAAACGCCUUCCUGGGCGAGGUGGAGCUCCCGCUGGACUGCAGACGCCUGGACUCCCCCCACGAGGAGUGUGUGACCCUCAGGGAAAAGGUGGUGCCUGUCGCACUGUCCUCCGCCUUCGCUCAGUACAAAGGAGAGCUGGUGAUCUCCCUGAAGUACGUGUCCAUGAGCGAGUCGCACACAGAGGAGACAAAAGGCAGGAAGAAGAAAAAGAAGAAGAAGGAGGAGGGUGGGGAACUGCACGUCCUGAUCAAAGAGGCCAAGAACCUGACUGCAAUGAAGGCUGGGGGCACGUCGGAUUCCUUUGUGAAAGGGUAUCUCCUGCCGUGCAAGACCAAGGCCACCAAGAGGAAGACUCCGGUUGUGAAGAAGACCCUGAACCCGCACUACGACCACACUUUCGUGUACAAGGACCUGAGGCUGGAGGAGCUGAAGAGCAUGUGUCUGGAGCUGACCGUGUGGGACCGGGAGGCUAUGUCCAGCAACGACUUCCUGGGAGGAGUCCGUCUGAGCUCCGGACCAAGUGUGGCGCAGGGGGCAGGAGCAGACUGGCCUGCGGACUCCACGGGGGAGGAGGUGUGUCUCUGGCAGAAGAUGAUGCAGUACCCUGACUCGUGGGCAGAGGGCACUCUUUCACUGCGCUCCUCCAUGGCGAAGAACAAGUGAGGCCGCGGUGAGGAUAACCCAGCACAGUUCAGCGACACUGGGUUCAAUUCCAUCAGUUCUCUACUCUACUUAUUUCAUUGUGUCUGCGACUGAACAUCUCGCACGGAACCAAAGUGGCUUGUGUUUUCUGCGUUUUCACGUAUCGUAUGCAUGUCUUGAGACUGGUUUAAAAAAAAAAACGUGUGUGAGUGAUUAUGUAUGGCUUUGAGUCCUCACCAAAAGGUUUUAUUUUAGAAUAAUAUGUCUCUGUAUGUAUAAUGACUAUAAUGAUCCCAUCAAGGGGUUCAAUUAAAAUGCUACACAAACAUAAAUAUCAGUAACCAAAGAGUUUUUCUCACUGUAGGUUUUUAGCCACAUCUACUGUAAACGGAUAGCUGUAUGAGACAUUGUACUUUUUCAGUGUGACUGAUCAAUGACAAAACAGUGUUGACAUGUAAAUGUGGUUAUCGACUGAAUAUCAUCACUUUUUCAUCAUUUCCAUCACAAUCUUUUGUAUUCACACAAUAUUAAAAAGUCAGUAUUGUUCCAUUUGGGCAGUUCUUUUGUCAAAAAUAUUAUUUAUUUGGCAAAUAAUAAAAUGAAAAUAUGAUUUCCGUAAAUGCAUAAUGCAUAUAUAAGUGCCAUAUAUCAUUAACUACUAAUACACAGCUCUCUAUUUUUUAUAUUCUGGCAUUUCUUUUCUUAUGACUCGUGCUUCCUUAACUUAAAACCAAAUAUUUUUUAUUAUUUUCUCAUGAUGAUUUCUCUAUGAUAUUAUUUUAAUGAAUAAAUAUAGUAAAUGUA